AUGUCUAAGCGAAGCCAUAAUACCCUUCUGAGUACUUAUAUCCCCACGAUAUCUCGUCGAGUGGUGAUCAAUAUCCUAAAACGACUUCCUAAGGUUUCAUUAAUAGAGUUGGUGUACGUCUGGCCCAAACAGAAGAACACCCAACCUCAGUUGGACAAGGAGAACUCCUCCCAGCAGCAACAUCAACUUAACGAAAAGGUUUGUCAAUAUGCUCUUAGUCUUAAAAAAGAUCCUUCCAAAGUAACCAAACUGUUACUAAUAGACAAGAUCAUUUAUGACUAUUGGCCCCAAGGUUUGAAUAUACUACAACUAUCACAAGUAGAUUGUCAGUUAUUGGUGGAUAGACCCAAUUCAUAUUCAUGGGUUCUGUCGACUGUUAAAGAUUCCCAAGAAAAAGAAACUGCCAUUGCCAUUAAUCCUAAACCAUUUCUUAAUAAGUUGGCUCAAGAUUUAGGUCAAUUUUAUCUUCAUUAUUUAUAUGUUUGCAGACAUCCAGAAUAUCCUUUAGUGAUCAUUAGAAUUCAACUCUUUGAAUUCCUUCAUCCGCAUCAGAAUAUUCAUCAUCAUCCGCAUUCAAAAAUCAAUUUAAACUCCCACAAACCAUAUUUCAUUGCCAUUCCAAUAAAUUCUCCUCAUAUAAUUCAUUCUCCAGGUGAUGACAUAGUAACCAAAAUUAUGCUUCAGGCUGUGGAAAGAAACUUACCUCAGAAUCAAAGAAACCCUUACCAUAUUGUUUCAAACCCACUCAAUUCAAUAACAAAAUCCUUGGACUCAAUGUAUAUCUUAAAUGGUAGUUCGAGGUUCGGGAACUCUCUAGGGGCUUGGUCAGCUUAUGCGGACGGGAUUAUUGAUAUACUGCCAUUAUCAGACGGGUUAGACCAUCAUUGUAUAACAAGAGCAUCCAAAGAAUCGUAUACUGAUGAAGAUAAAGCAUUGGUCCAAUUAAAGAAAAUUGCAAACUUACGAUUCAAAGGUACCAUUGACGGGAAAAUGAAAUCAGAUAAAUUCUUUGACCAAUUAGGGCAUAGACAAAAGUUGAAAAGGAGGAGAUUAAUGUACUCCGAUGUUGAUGACGAUCAAUAUCAUCAUGAUGAGGAUGAUAACGAUAAUGAAAAUAUGACUGUCCAAAAUCAAUUCAGUUCAAUCACUCCUUCUAAUUAUGCAGAGUUCAUGAUUAAAGAAGCCAUGGGAAGUUCAAAUAAAAAGUCUUCAAUAACCGUGAAGCUCACAGGAAGUGACGUGUUUGCUGGUCUACAUCAACUUUCUGUCUCCACAACUGUUGAAGAUCAAAUGAUAGUGAAUCCCCGAACCAUACCGUCUUGGUUGACUGGAGAAGAAAAAAGCUGUCGUCUAACAAUUGAAGAUGGGAAAGUUCAAUUAUAA
Molecule: messenger RNA, 1383 nt
Organism: Lizanozyma spartinae
Lineage: Eukaryota; Fungi; Ascomycota; Pichiomycetes; Serinales; Debaryomycetaceae
Gene: CHL4
Product: Chl4p
Exons: 1
Coding region: 1-1383 (460 amino acids)
Biological process (GO): chromosome segregation; CENP-A containing chromatin assembly
Source: RefSeq, a predicted model, not a curated record